Myxozyma melibiosi is the source of this 1291-nucleotide messenger RNA. RefSeq names its product peptidase family M48-domain-containing protein. Gene Ontology annotation, molecular function: metalloendopeptidase activity. The transcript is spliced from 2 exons. Bases 142 to 1266 code for a protein of 374 amino acids. Gene Ontology annotation, biological process: protein quality control for misfolded or incompletely synthesized proteins; mitochondrial protein processing. Gene Ontology annotation, cellular component: mitochondrial inner membrane. Lineage: Eukaryota; Fungi; Ascomycota; Lipomycetes; Lipomycetales; Lipomycetaceae. The record is from RefSeq and is a predicted model, not a curated record.
CAUCCUAUUCCUUCCUAAACUACUCUGCUCCUCUGCUGUCUGCUCUCUUUAAUCAUCGCUGACUUUGUAGGGUUUCUACUCCCAAUCCAGCCUCUUCACAACAAAUCCACCACCUUCUCCUCCCCAAAACCAUUGACCGCCAUGCAACGCCUCUCCGCAAAUCUACUGAAACUCCGCACCUUCUGCAAACCGUCCUGCAGCAGACCUUCUUUUUCUCCUUCCUACUUCCAGAGUAUACGCACGCAGAUCUCCCGGGAUCGGCCGCUCUCGUUUUCAUCCUCUGCUCACCAGACAGCCAACCGACGAACCUACGCCACCUACCGCCGCUUCGGAAACCAGCACCACUCAUCCUUCUCCAGCCAUGAAGGAUUCGUCAGUAACCUCGGCGCGCUCGUCGGCAUGCUCAUGUAUAACCGCCGCGUGCAGGUCGCCGCCCUCGUCCUCGGCGGCGGCACAUUCAUCUUCUACCUCAGCAACGUCGAACCUGCCCCCGUCAGCGGUCGCAGACGGUUCAUCGUCACGACCCCGAAACUAGAGCAGAUGCUCGGCGACUCGCAGUAUCACAGCUUACUUGCUGAGUACCGAGGCCGCGUAUACCCCGACAACCACCCCGACGUCAUCCGCGUCAAAAGAGUGAUGAAGCGUUUGAUCGCCGUCUCGGGCAUGGAAGACGUAGACUGGCAAGUCCAUGUCAUUGUCGAUCCCAGCGUCGGUCCGAACGCGAUGGUCCUUCCUGGAGGUAAAGUCUUUGUCUUUGCAAGCAUGCUCAACCUCGUCUCAAACGACGACCAACUCGCCACCGUGCUCUCCCACGAAACCGCGCACCAGCUCGCCCGACACACCGGCGAGAAACUCUCCAAGCAACCGUUCUACUCCGUCAUCGCCCUCACCGCAUGGCUCAUCACGGGCUCUUCCACAAUCGCCCAGCUGCUCAUCCAGUUCGCGCUCAAUCUUCCCGCAAGCAGACAGAUGGAGUCAGAGGCUGACUACAUCGGACUCUUGAUGAUGAGCCAGGCAUGCUACGAUCCUCGACAGGCAAUCCCGUUCUGGCAAAAGAUGGAGAAGUUGGGUCUUGCGAGGCCAAUGGAGUUUAUGUCUGAUCAUCCUUCUGAUCAGACCCGUAUAGCCCAAAUCACCCAAUGGAUGCCAAAAGCCCUUGAAAUCCGUGAAAACUCAAAGUGCAGAAACACGCAGUCCUACAUGAACGAAUUGCGCGACUCGCUCAGCUUUUUCCAGGGUAUCAGAGACUCUGACUCUAUAUUCUGACCUACCUGUAGAUAUAACUGUAUAU